AUGCUGGAUGAACUGGCAUUUCUCAUCAAAGGAUAUGAUGGCGUGAUAGAUCGUCGGAAAAAAUUCAUUUGGUUAUGUCGCAUGUUUGAAGUAUGUAAAGAACGACCGGUUCGGUUCCAAGGAAGGAAGGUAAGCCCUGAUUUCCUUCACGCAAAUCUCCUCAUUCGACUCUCCCAUUUCAACAUGGAAGAUCUUGCAGAAGAUGUAAAUGAUGUUCUGGAUACACUGCGAGAGUUCGAUGAACAGCUGUAUUACUUCGUGCUAGUGGCCACAUACCGACUUCCAGACGACUGCCUCGUAGGUAUGUCCUCCGGUAUGCGAAUCAGUGGUGUGUAA
Messenger RNA from Cooperia oncophora, 336 nucleotides. NCBI's taxonomy places the organism in Eukaryota, Metazoa, Nematoda, Chromadorea, Rhabditida, Trichostrongylidae. The record is from the annotation of a GenBank genome assembly.